GUACAAUCAUGUAUGAAGUAGGUCAUAAACUUGAAGAGUUCAGUACAAGUCUCUCUGAAGUGCUACUUUCUCUCAUAUUAUUGGACGAUUUUGCUUGAACAUUUGCGCCCAAUCUCUCAUCUCUCAAUCUGUUGAAUUCGUAUCGCCUUGAGUAUAAACCAAUCGUAAAUAUGCCUUCUCAAUCUGGCUGGAGGUGUCUCGACAUCGCCAUAGUAGGCGGUGGUAUCGGUGGUCUGGCCGCAGCAAUUGCUCUUCGACGAGCGGGCCACAAAGUCACCGUCUAUGAACGAGCUGAUUAUGCUAGAGAAGUAGGUGCAUCGGUGUCCUGUGCAGCCAACGGAACUAGAUGGCUUCAUGAAUGGGGAGUUGAUGUUCCGAAGGGUGACCCUGUGGUGUUGAGGAAGCUCAUUCGACGGGAUUGGAAGACUGGCCAGCCGGAUUUAGUGUAUGACUAUGGGGAGAGAUGGGGACAUGUGUACAACAUGUUUCAUAGGCAGUACAUACAUGCAAUUCUGAUGGAAAGCGCAGUUGGUGAAGAAGGAGAAGGAAUUCCUGCCAAACUUAUUGUUAACCACCAGUGCUCUGAAAUCGACCUCGAAACGGGCAAGAUCACACUCGCCAAUGGCAAUACAGCGACUCACGAAGUUGUGAUUGGAGCUGACGGCAUUGGUUCUAAGGUCCGCACUCUUAUUGGAGUCACUCCCGAACGGAGAGCAGCUGAUGCCAGCUGUCUGCAUGCGAACGUCGACACAGCAGAAGCAGUAAAGCUUGGUUUAGUUGACUACUCCCAGAAUAGCGCACUUGAGUAUUGGGGUGGCCUCGAUACCCACUGCAAGAUUGUGUUAUCGCCAUGCAAUGGAGGCAGCUUACUGUCUUACUACUGCUUUUUCCCGAGAGAGAAGGGUGAUUACAGUAGUCAGAACUGGAAUGCCGAGUCUACGGUGGAAGAACUUCUUGCUCCAUUCCCGGACCUAGAUCCUCAAGUUUACAAGCAUCUGUCUAUUGGGAAGGAUGUCAGGCCAUGGAGAUUAUGGAUUCAUGAACCGUAUCCUUGGUGGCAUAAAGGAGUUGCCUGUAUCAUGGGAGACGCAGCUCAUCCGAUGAUGCCAGACCAAAGUCAAGGAGCUUGUAUGGCAAUCGAGGAUGCAUCUUGCUUGGGUAUCGUGUUCAGCAAAAAGUUCUUCAAUGGAGACAUUUCCGAAUCUCUUCAGACUUAUGAGGUGGUAAGAAAGCCUCGAGCGACUAGAGUGCAGGCUGCGGCGGCAAAGGCAAGAGAAAACAUCAAUGAGGGGAUAGGCUUUUCAAGCAACACAGACUCCGCAGUGUACAAAGUGUCGAAUGAAGAGGAGAAAUUGACGAUCGAGGAGAUGAACGCUUACGACAUGCAUGAAGAUGUAGCAAAGAAGUUUUGUUAUAGAUUCUGGUGAAGGGCGAGAAGUUACCAAGGGUAGAGAAUGUUGGAAAUAUAAUUAUUUGUUUCUGCUAUCAAGCUUGUACUAGAG
This is a messenger RNA of Mollisia scopiformis, 1502 nucleotides long. RefSeq names its product FAD/NAD(P)-binding domain-containing protein. Gene Ontology annotation, molecular function: FAD binding; monooxygenase activity. Lineage: Eukaryota; Fungi; Ascomycota; Leotiomycetes; Helotiales; Mollisiaceae. The record is from RefSeq and is a predicted model, not a curated record. Bases 171 to 1427 code for a protein of 418 amino acids. The transcript is spliced from 6 exons.